CCUGCCCCAAGUUGCCUCCUCUCCUUCUCUCUGUAUAAAUUCCCGUUCUCACACCUCAACCUUUCGUUCGAGAAAUCCAGCAAUUUCAGAGAAAGAGAGGCGAGAGGUCUUCUUCCAGGAGAUUUCUAGGGUUGUCCUUUGAAUAUCUCUCCGAUCGUUCCUGCAAAGGUGAACACGAAUUCCAGACGAGAUUUUUAGGGUUUAGAUCGGUUGGAACUGCAAAGAGCUCGAAAUCUCCUGUAGAAAAUUUCACGUUUCUCUGUAUCUGAUUGGACAAUUUCGAAGGAUAGAGACGUUUCAGACGAGAAUUGUAGGGUUUAGAUCGAUCACAUCGGGAAAAUGAGAAAGUGAGUUGCGUUCCUUUGAUUUCUCAUAGUCUGUUGGAAUUUUUCUGCGUUUUGUCCCCGGAUUGGAUUUUCAUGGAAGGAGAACGGGGUUUUAUGGUGUGUGCUUUUCAAUCUCCGCUCUGACAGUUUAGACAGGUUGAACGAAGAUUUUAGGUUUUAGAUUGAUCGCCAGGGAAAAAGCCGUGAAAUCAAGCUAUAUUCUCUUUGAUUUUCGUUGCCUAUAGAGAAUUUCUUCUUUCUCUCUUCUAAUUGGGGAGUUUCCAGAGGAGGGAGCAUCAAGUUGUUUGGUUGGAGAUUUUCUAGGGUUUUAUUUCUAUGCAAUUUAUUGGACUCAGAAGAUGUAUAGCAAUUUCAAGGAGCAGGCAAUAGAAUAUGUUAGGCAGGCUGUUCAAGAAGACAAUGCCGGGAAUUAUGCGAAGGCGUUUCCCCUUUACAUGAAUGCCUUGGAGUACUUUAAGACCCAUCUGAAAUAUGAGAAGAAUCCGAAGAUCAAGGAUGCAAUAACCCAGAAAUUUACUGAGUAUCUGCGGCGUGCUGAAGAGAUCCGUGCUGUUCUUGAUGACGGUGGUCCGGGCCCUGCUUCAAAUGGGGAUGCUGCUGUUGCCACACGGCCAAAGACGAAGCCGAAGGAUGGGGACGGGGGAGAAGGGGAGGAUCCUGAGCAGUCUAAGCUGCGGGCGGGGCUACAUUCUGCAAUUAUAAGAGAGAAGCCAAAUGUGAAUUGGAAUGAUGUUGCAGGGCUUGAGAGUGCAAAGCAGGCACUGCAGGAGGCUGUGAUCUUGCCUGUCAAGUUCCCACAAUUUUUUACUGGCAAGCGACGUCCAUGGCGGGCAUUCCUUUUGUAUGGCCCACCUGGAACUGGAAAGUCAUACUUGGCCAAGGCUGUUGCAACAGAGGCAGACUCAACCUUUUUCAGUAUUUCUUCCUCAGACUUGGUUUCAAAGUGGAUGGGUGAAAGUGAGAAGCUAGUUUCAAACCUUUUCCAAAUGGCUCGUGAAAGUGCUCCUUCAAUCAUCUUCAUUGAUGAAAUAGAUUCUUUAUGUGGCCAACGUGGAGAAGGCAAUGAGAGUGAAGCUUCUCGGCGGAUCAAAACAGAACUUCUUGUACAAAUGCAGGGUGUAGGAAACAAUGACCAGAAAGUUCUCGUUCUUGCUGCAACAAACACACCAUAUGCUUUGGAUCAGGCCAUCCGGAGACGAUUUGAUAAGCGGAUUUACAUUCCCCUCCCCGAUUUGAAAGCUAGGCAACACAUGUUCAAGGUUCAUCUAGGAGACACCCCUCACAACUUGAAUGAAAGCGACUUUGAGAGCUUAGCUCGCAGGACAGAAGGGUUUUCAGGUUCAGAUAUCUCUGUUUGUGUUAAGGAUGUUCUUUUCGAACCAGUUCGCAAAACCCAAGAUGCCAUGUUUUUCAUAAAGACCUCCAAUGACAUGUGGAUGCCAUGCGGACCGAAACAGCCAGGGUCUGUUCAGACCACUAUGCAGGAGCUUGCAGCACAAGGCCUUGCUUCUAAGAUUCUACCACCACCAAUCGCAAAGACGGAUUUUGAUAAAGUGCUGGCAAGACAGAAGCCGACCGUUAGCAAAUCUGAUCUCGAGGUGCAUGAAAGGUUCACCAAGGAGUUUGGUGAAGAGGGCUGAUGAGAAUACAAAGUUCCGGGUACUGUUACUGUAUUUAAUGCUUCUAUUGCUGUGAAUGAAACAUAUGGGUGUUAUAUCUUCUUCUAGAUAUUGGAUGUAAGUCCCCUACGGGUGGGGAUUUUGUCUGGAAUUGGCACUUGAAUAUCUAGUUUCAACGAGAAGAAGCAGAUUGGUUUCAAA
This is a messenger RNA of Magnolia sinica, 2167 nucleotides long. RefSeq names its product protein SUPPRESSOR OF K(+) TRANSPORT GROWTH DEFECT 1-like. The record is from RefSeq and is a predicted model, not a curated record. Bases 686 to 1987 code for a protein of 433 amino acids. The transcript has 9 exons. Lineage: Eukaryota; Viridiplantae; Streptophyta; Magnoliopsida; Magnoliales; Magnoliaceae. Gene Ontology annotation, molecular function: ATP hydrolysis activity; ATP binding. Gene Ontology annotation, biological process: endosomal transport; vacuole organization.